CCGGCAACAGGCUUAGUUGGGUGACAGACAUUGCAGCCGAGUUCCCUUGUGAGCAAGGCUUCCCACCUGACUGUGAGGUCACGCGGCGCAGCGCUCAGAACCCACGGAGCACUCGGCAGAGGUGUUUGGCCGAGUGCUGAGCAGGAACGUGCACGACGCGCGACUGCUGGCUUCCCGCCGCUUCCUCUUUCCCAUGGCGAGGCCAGCGCUCUACCGACGACAAGUGCUGGCCGGAGGGCUGGUCUCGGUGCCAUGGCGUGGCGCACGAAGCCCGAGGUGGAGCGGUACGUUGCCUUUGUGCGGUCCGCCGCCUCUUCUCCUAGAGAGAAAUCGUUGAAAGGAUUCAUCUGUGCUAAGCUGUAUUUUGAAAUAAAAGAAUAUGAGCUUGCUAAAAGAUAUAUAUCUACUUAUCUCAGUGUCCAAGAGAGAGAUCCCAGAGCACACAGAUUUCUUGGACAAAUUUAUGAAGCUCAGGACGAGACAGAAAAAGCUGUUGGGUGUUACAAGCGUUCUCUGGAGCUGAACCCAAUACAGAAAGAUCUGGUGCUGAAGAUUGCGGAGCUAUUCUGCAAUAAAGACACCAGUGAUGGAAGAGCAAAAUACUGGGUGGAGAAAGCUGCCAGGCUGCUCCCUGGGAAUGCUGCUGCUCUCAGAUUGAAGGAGAAGUUACAAGAAUAUAAAGUUGAAGAUGGCUGGAAUGAGCUCUUUUAUGUGAGUCAAGCUGAACUCCAUGCAAGACCUGAUGACGUCUACCUUAACAUCAGACUUGUUGCACUGUACCGCUCACGCAAUAAAUUGCAAGAUGCUGUGCUCCAUGUUCAGGAGGCAGAGAAGAAAAUACCUCUGGAGACAAGCUUGGAAUGGUGCUCCUGUGUCGUAAAGACACUUGAGGAAUACCUUGAAUCAGCCCAGAACUUGGAAUCUAAUACAAGGAAUUGGAGAGCUAUCAAAAGCGGUCAUCUAUUGGCUCAUUCUAGCUUUAUUAAAAUGAAAUUUGCUUCGGGAGAUGUCCGUCAGUGCAGAGAGGCACUUGAAAGCUUUGAUCGUCUCCUUCACUCUGUGAAACAGUAUGUGAGAGAAGCUGAGGAGCUGUCUCACACCGUCUUGGAAAUGAAAGGACAGCUAUACAUGCAUGCUGGGACGUUUCUGCUCAAACUGGCCCAGAACAGUGAGGUGCAGUGGAGCGAUGCGUGUCAACUGGCAGCACUGUGUUAUUUGAAAAGUUUCAACGUUCCUAAACCAAAGUCAAAACUAACAAAAGGGGAUCCUGCUGGUCUAGACAAGCUGGAAAUGUUGGCUUGUGAUCGCAAAAGCCAGUCUGGUAAUAUGAAUUAAUCCUUAAGAAAGUUCCAUAGAUCUCUUUUAAUCUUAUGAAUAGUUACUUGAAGAGUUAAGCGGCUCGA
Messenger RNA from Phasianus colchicus (ring-necked pheasant), 1403 nucleotides. Lineage: Eukaryota; Metazoa; Chordata; Aves; Galliformes; Phasianidae. The record is from RefSeq and is a predicted model, not a curated record.